AAAAUUGAUAACCCAGAACGGUAAAAUAAUUGAGAUGAUUUGAUUAAAUUUUUAUGUAAAGCUUCAACUUCGCUGCACGCAAGUUAUCGAAAAUUAGUUAGAACGAGAAGUUCCCCUUCGUCCUCCCCAACCCCCAUCCCGACAGUAACAAACUAUACAAGAUUCCUUUCGACUUUCACUCAGCUCUCUCGUUUCUAUCUUCUCAGAACUCUGAACUUUGACCAACGCAACCAAAUGGCCUUCCUGCUUAACAAGACCACCAUUGCUUCCCAUUUCCGAUCUCACUCCCAGAAGGGGGAAGAUCUGCUUUCACUCUCGCGCCGUCAAUACCAUAUCGAACCUGGGCCUCGUGAAAAAGCGCUCUUGGCUGAAGAUGCAGCUUUGAAGCCAUUUAAGUCAUAUAAACAGAGUGUGAAGAAGCUCAAAAAGAUUGGCGAUAUUCUAACAAUUGUUGUCGUUGCAGGAUGCUGCUAUGAAAUAUAUGUCAAGGCAGCUAUGAGAGAAGCAGCUCGGAAACAGUAACAUUCCAGAAUUGCAGAAUGAAGUGAAUAUUGUUGGACGCUAGCUUCUGUUCCAUUUUAAUGUUUUAUUUUCAAUGGUAAUAACAAUUUGGGUCGUAUGCUUUGCCGUGUUGGAAUAACCGAAUAAGCAGAAAUGUAUUUCAACCCAAAAUGAUUAUGCAUCAAUAGUAGUUACUUCAUCGUUCAAGAUUUAAAACUUUCUGAUGAACUUGAAUUUGAUGAUGUAUCUAGACACA
This is a messenger RNA of Arachis stenosperma, 757 nucleotides long. RefSeq names its product succinate dehydrogenase subunit 7B, mitochondrial-like. The coding region runs from base 235 to 522 and encodes 95 amino acids. The record is from RefSeq and is a predicted model, not a curated record. The transcript is spliced from 4 exons. NCBI's taxonomy places the organism in Eukaryota, Viridiplantae, Streptophyta, Magnoliopsida, Fabales, Fabaceae.